Molecule: messenger RNA, 1882 nt
Organism: Notechis scutatus (mainland tiger snake)
Lineage: Eukaryota; Metazoa; Chordata; Lepidosauria; Squamata; Elapidae
Source: RefSeq, a predicted model, not a curated record
AUGUGGUACCCUCCAGCCAGCCUGUUGCUGUUUUUCUUCUGCUUCAUUGCUUGUGAUUUAUAUUCUCCAGAUCCAGGGCUUCUGUCUCAAGGCAGGAGCCACCUGCAAUGGGUUCAAGAACUAGCCCGACACCCACGAUAUGGACCUUGUUGGAUGGAGGCCUUGAGACAAUUGGAUGGUGGGUGCAAGGAGUUGAAUGAGGAACAGCAAAGCCAUAUUGCACUGGCAUUUGCUCAUUGCCACCUACAGCGGUCUGGGAGGAAGUUCCCACCCUGUGAAAUUGGUAGCUCCAUCCGUGACUGCACACAGCACAUGGAUCCAGUGGCUUUUGGCGUGUACACAGAGUUUUUCACUCAUGCUCAUGCCAUCUGUUAUUUUCUUCACAAUGAGGCUUGGCAGCAGCAGGCCCAAGAUACUGUGCACAGGCUGAUCUCCUCUUCAGAAACGGUGGCCCAUCAGCUGGAAUCUACCAAUCAGCUUGCAGAAGAGACUGCUCGGAUCCAAAAUGCCACCUUGCGCUCUCAGGAGCAAAUCCUGCGCGAUGGGGAGCUGCUAGGGCAGAUGCUCCGUGACUCCUCCCAAGGCAUACACCGGGCCUUCCAAGAACUACAGAAUUCGGCCAUCGAGCAACGCGUGGCCUUUGCAGAGAUCUUUAAUCGGGUGGCCUUCCUACAUCGCUUUGUAGUGGGGGAAUCCAAUGCUCUCUAUUCUGUCUUCUUCCAUCUCUUGAGCGGUGUAACAGCCCUGCUGCUGACCUCUAGCCAGCGAACUGCAAGAGCUCGGCUCAUUUUGCUGACCUUGGUGGGAGCUAACAUUUACCUAGAACGUGUUGUUUGCAACUUUCUCCUGGAUCGCUCAGAAGAAGGCUAUGACCUGACGGAAAACAUCUCCUUCUGGGUGGGCCUGACGCGCCGGACUUUUGCUGGACUGUGCAUAGCUAUACUGGCUUAUUUUAUUUGGACCUACAAGGACCCAGCCAAACAGAACCAAGAGGUGCUGCAGAGUCUGCAGGAAACUCGGAAAGAGAUUCAGCAACUUUUACAAGAAACUGAGAGGCUGUUGGCUAAACCGGAGCUUCUGUUUCAAAGUACCAAGCCUGGAACAGACAAGGAGGUGUCGACUGACAUGGGGGUCUCAAAGCUGCUGUUCUGUUCAGAGAAGAGAGCUGAAACAGAACCAAAAGAAUAUUGGGCUGAAUACCAGAGAAAUGAGAUACAGACUAGCAGCCCCAGGCAGAGAGGAUGGCCAUCUUCCCAGGCUCAUCGUGCAUUGUCUCGCCAGCAUAGGCAAUCCCAAAAUGUGGCUCCUCGGCUGCUGACAAUCUCUAUACCAGUGGAUGGGACUCCGCGGUACAACCUUCGGAGCCGUCAGUCUCUACAAGACCCAGGCUCUUUCACAAGCUGAUAGGCCUGAGCCCCAGAUGUCUGCAAAGAAGAGCCAAAGUAGUAUAAAUAACUUCACUGUGCACUGAUGCAGCCAAAGGAAGCGGCAUCUCUUUUGGCAAGGUUUUGGACAACAAUCAUACUUCUUUGAGAAAGACAGUUAUCAAUCUGGGACAUGAUUCCCUUAUUUGAUUUUCUGAGAGUAUCCCCAAAAUUUUAAAAAUACUAAAGAACCUGAGCAGGCAAGAGUUGAGCUGAAUAUUAUGCCUGGGUUUGAUAUGGCCUGCCUCAUAUUCUUAAAUCUAGCUACUUUUGAUUUUCAGUCCCUGGUUGGCAAGAAAAUAGAUCAAUAGACAGACACGGGUACAAAGUGUUUUUUAAAUUAAUUUUAAUUAACUGUAGAAUUUUUCCCCAUACAUGAUUUGGCUCAGUAACCUCUUCCUUUUUGCAACUCUGACUAGAACUGAAGUAUCCCCCUGAGUCACUGUUCUCAAGAAUGG